GCGGCUGUGACACGGCUGUCCGUAGCUGGUUGCGAUCGGACGUGCGCUUGGAUUUGGGUUUCGGUUUCGCAAGGCGACCUCCCGUGUGUGUGUGUGCGUGUGUGCGCGUUUGACGCAUGACGCUGUCGCGUCGGACAUGCUAGCCCAUCCGUGGCUCCAGUUCCUGCAUACGCCGCUCGGUGUCUCGUCCCAUGGACUGUCACUGGCACUCGCAAAUGGGGACGUUGGCGCGGUGGCCGCAGAGCACCGGCAUCGGGUUCCGCAAGGCUGCGCCGGCCCGCGCGCCUGCGCCGACCAUCGCUUCCCUACGCUGGUCAUGGAUGUGGCGAUUCGAUGCACUGCCCCUGGAUGUGGAUGUGAGUGCUUUUCCCCUGGCAAAGGUGGUCAUCGGUUUUGUUCUUCCUGUCAACACGGCUGGGUUGCUCACGCGUUAGAGAAACUGGGCCAGCAACAGCAGUCUCGUCGCCAUGGCCUGGGUGCCGGUGGUGGUGCUGCCCCCGUGGAGUUGGUGCAAGCCAGUUCAGCCUUCGACCUGGCAUCCCUGGUGCUGUACGGGGCCCAGGCCAUUCCAGUGCGGCUCAAAAUCCUUCUGGACCGACUGCUCAGCGUUCUGCCUCACGACGACGUACUGCACGUCCUCCAUGGCUUUGGAUGGACGUACGAAGACUACGUGCGGGGGUACAUCUUACAGGACUCAAAUGGUACAUCCCUGGAACGUUGGGCAAUGGCAAGCCGAGAAGAAGAGCCGCUCAUCCUGCAGCAGUUCCUGCGGUUCGGCGAGACGAGAGCCCUGGCCCACUACUUCAUCGCCACCGAGAGCGAGCGGGCAGCGGCGGAGCACAGGGAGUCGCUGGCUUUGCACGGCGAGUCGGACAUCAAGAAGUUCAUCGAAAGAUCCAACCGGGUAUCGGCUUCAUCUUCUUCAUCCGCUGUGUACGCAAGCAGCAAGUCGGGUCCAAUAUUCACGAAUGCCGGAACGACCGAAUCCAUAGUGGGAAGUCGAGGAGGCAGUGGAGGUGUGGUCAUCACGCGGUCCUCUCAGGGUUUAAGGCACCACCACACGCCGAGCUCUACGCACUCAGUAUCACCGCCAGCUCCUGGUACCUCACCGGUGUCAAGCCCCAUCACCAGUGUGUCGUCGUCACCACUGAACAGGUUGCAGAGUAUGCAGCCUUACGACUUCAGACACCAACAAGUAGAGAGGAGAAACAGCAGUCCAGACAAUCUCAGGUCAACGGGUGAAGGACUAAGAGCAUCGGACAUUGCAUUGAUGCACAACCAAAACAACAACAACAACACAACACCAGCAUCGUCGCCGACAAACAACAUGUCCGGUGCAUUUCUGAACCACAGUUCUGACUUGAGCUUAACAGACGGCAUGUCCGACGAAGAUACUAUGGACGGCGGGGCUAUAAACCUGACUCUCGGAAGUGCUCCGGGUUCGUUGGACUCUGUGUUCGCGGCAAGGAAAGUGAAGCACCUCCGCAAGUCGGCUAACCCGAUGAAGCGACGGUGGAAUCCGAUGGUGCUGAGCACACUGACAACGAACCCAGCCACUGGCAAGAGACGAGUGCAGUGCCACGUUUGUCUCAAGACCUUCUGUGACAAGGGAGCGCUUAAGAUCCACUUCAGCGCAGUGCACCUUCGAGAAAUGCACAAGUGUACAGUCGAGGGCUGCAACAUGAUGUUCAGCUCGCGAAGAAGCCGCAAUCGGCAUAGCGCAAACCCAAAUCCCAAGUUGCACACGCCAAAUCUCCGGCGGAAGAUAAGUCCCCACGACGGUCGGACGGCAAACCCGUUUCCGUUGCUCCCACCCUCGACGCUGCUCAAUUUUAACAGCAGCAACAACAACGCUGCUGCUGCUGGCCUCAUCUCACCGGGAGCUCUGACAUCGAGUCUGCACGAGAAAAUCAGUUCGAUUCAAGAAAAGAUGCUCCAGGAGAAAAUGCUGCAUGAAAAGAUGAUACCAUUGUGUCCUACCCCUCCAACGCCUGUAGCUUCGACGCCACACGGUGACGGUGUCCUGUCGCUGACCAAGAAGCCCGACGAAAAGACGGACAACAGACGAGAGGAAAGGAAGCAUACCAGUUCGCCAGAAAGAGGGGAACGGUGCGUAAAUCUGAGCAUCGACAAGGAAAGCAAAAACGGUGAAAACAAGGCGUCUUUGACUACUUCUGGAGGGCUCAACUUCAGCCUGAACAAGGGCGUUCGUAAACGAAAGGCCCUGAACCCAACGAGAUGCGCCGCGAUCAUAAGCGACGAUGACCUUCGAGACGCUUCUUCGGAUGAUUCCUCCAGUAACACAUAUAUAGACCAGAACGGUUUAAUGGAGGAGUCCAAGUCGGACUACGAUGAUGAUGUGGACGACAUCACUACCGACGGGCAGGACGAUGACUCGAAGGACUUCGACGUGGACGACGACCUCGACGACAAGGACACGGAUGACAGAAUGUCCUCGUCGCCGCUAACGUCUGACCCCCAGCCGCCGACCAGAAUCAAAUCCGAGCGCGAGGCUCCAAAGUGGAGUUUCGAAGUGGAACAGAAAACUGUCGGUCUGGCAGCGGGCAAGGAAGACGACAAGAAGUUGUCUCUGUCCGACGAGCCCAGCAAAAAGAGGCAAGCUGUAGAAAACCUCUCGACGAAAAAAGAGGACGGCAAAGCGUCGCCGCCUUGCCUUACUCGCGUGAAAACGGAGGACAUGGCCGAGAACCCCCUGCGCCAUCUCGAAUCCCUAUCGCUGGGAGCGUUCGCUGGACUUGUACCGACGGCGCCAAGGAGUAUCUCUACGUCCGGAGGGGGAGUCUCAUUUCAUGCACCAGGGCUUGGCCUGGCCGAUAUUCCCAAAGAAGCCACAGCAAUAAUCAACAACAACAAUAUUCAAGAUUCGGUACUCCUGGGCCGAGACUCUCCCCCUUCCGAUCACCAGAUGUCCUCUUUGCUUCCUGUCUACCGCGAUGCGGCGCUGGUUGGCUCCGUCGAAAUCCCCGUGGACAAGGAGAACCCGCGACGGUGCACAGCCUGUGGGAAGGUGUUCCAGAACCACUUCGGCGUGAAGACGCACUACCAGAACGUGCACCUCAAGCUUAUGCAUAAGUGUACGGUAGAAGGCUGCAACGCGGCGUUCCCGUCGAAGCGGAGCAGGGACCGUCAUUCGGCCAACCUCAACCUGCACCGUAAGCUGCUCUCCACGUCCUCUGAGAAGGGUGGGGCCCCCGGCGCACCUUUCCUGGACAAGAGCCUCUUUCCCUAUCCCCCUUCAGACUUCUUCUCGAGGCUCUACGACCCACAAGGUCUUCCUCUCAACUUGGCAGAUGUCUACCAUCGUCUUCCUACGGGGCCUGAAGGAUUCGUGCUACCCCCAGCAUUCUCAAUACCUCCCUUCCAUCACCAUCAGCCCCAUGGCGGUCUUCUAGCACCGCCAACGUCUGCGGAUCCUGGACCGUCUUCCGGUACGGACGGGGGUGGAAGUCGAGGUUCCCCAGCGAGUGCAGCAUCUAGUUCGCCUGGUCCUCACUCUCCUGGGGAUCACAUUGAAGACGAGGAUGAUGAAGACGAAGACCAUAAAGACGCAGAUCUUCCAUCGCCAAAGAGCCCUCCGAGGCGAGCGUCCUCGGUGGAAGACACGCCAGUCCCCGUGGCAGCGACGUAACCGUUGCCGGUCUCGCUGCUUAGGUGUUCAUCAACUAUGUACACAUACGUAAAUAAGCUAAAUAUUUCAUCUCAUCAACUCCCACCGCUAGUGUACUUCAUCCCCCUCGGUUCUAAGAAGGAACUUUUUGGAGAAAGAAGACCUUCUGGACUUAUCUGUUACCUUGUUGUGCCAACGGACUCUCAGGCAGCUGUGAUGUUGUCUAUUCGCUGUCCCCAUUUAUAUUAUUUGUCACUUACACCGCGAGUCAGUAUUUUGUAAGACGAGGACGUGGGGGAUCCUCGCCGGAAGACUGUCCAGCGUUACCUCCUCUUGGACGCGGUUUGUACAAAGGAACUUUUUACGAGUACCGCGAAACCCGCGAUCGUGUAGCAGUGUUUUUUCUACGUGUACGUGAUUAAGUUUGUGGAUGUGUCACGGCAGCCGUUUGUGCUUCCUCUCCAAAUCAUAACUUCCUCAGCAGUAUAUACAUGUAUAGUUAUACACAAAACUCGUCUGUAGACGGUUUCGAAGGACAAUCGUACCGAAACACAUGAAGAAAUGUCAGUUGUGUGAAUGCAUCUUAAAUUAUUUGCAUACAAGAGUUGAGAGACUCUGUAUUACACUCGGAAGGAGUUCACGAAAGAAAAAGAAAAACGAGUAAACGUCUUCCAACGUCUUUAAGACGCUGGGGUCAUACCAA
Molecule: messenger RNA, 4331 nt
Organism: Ornithodoros turicata
Lineage: Eukaryota; Metazoa; Arthropoda; Arachnida; Ixodida; Argasidae
Product: zinc finger protein basonuclin-2-like
Exons: 5
Coding region: 137-3649 (1170 amino acids)
Biological process (GO): regulation of DNA-templated transcription
Cellular component (GO): nucleus
Source: RefSeq, a predicted model, not a curated record